CCAACGUCGAUAGUGAGCUACAAUCACCUUGGGAACAACGACGGCAUGAAUUUGUCGGCGCCGCAAACAUUCCGAUCAAAGGAGAUAUCAAAGAGCAACGUUGUCGACGAUAUGGUUGCUAGUAACAGAAUUUUGUUUGAGUCCGGUGAACAUCCUGACCAUGUUGUCGUCAUUAAGUAUGUGCCGUACGUAGGAGACAGCAAGAGAGCAAUGGACGAGUACGCAUCAGCGAUAUUCAUGGGAGGGAAGAACACAAUUGUGAUGCACAACACUUGUGAAGACUCACUCUUGGCUGCUCCUAUCAUUUUGGACCUUGUUCUCCUCGCAGAACUCACCACUAGGAUCCAGUUCAAGGCCGAAUAUGAGGGAAAGUUCCAUUCUUUCCAUCCGGGGGCUACCAUCCUAAGUUACCUCUCGAAGGCACCAUUGGUCCCACCCGGCACGCCAGUUGUGAACGCUUUGUCAAAACAGCGUGCAAUGCUUGAGAACAUACUCAGAGCUUGUGUCGGACUUGCUCCAGAGAACAACAGGAUUCUCGAGUACAAGUGAAGAAGAUAUCAACCAAUCUAUCAGCAAUUAAGAUCCGCUUUCUUUUCUUUUUUAUGUUCUAAAAAAUAAUUUUAUUUUUAGAAAGUAAGCUUUCAUUUGGUUUGUCUAUUUCUUUCGGUCUUUUGUAUUUUGAGUUGGUUAAGUGUGGUUGUCGGACGUGAGUGAAGUGCUCCGGCGGAAAGGAUGAUGGUGCAUGCGAUGCCUUCUCUUGAGGUUUGCGGUUUAAGGUGGUGGAUGAGAUCUCGCUACGGCGAUUGAUUCUCUCCAGUUUCUAGAGUCCCAGAGAAGGGCUGAGAUGAAGGUUUGACGGAACGAUGGAGUUCCGGUCUGGCUGGGGUGAUCCGAUGGUGGAUCUCCGGCGAUAACGAGAAGCGGUGGUGACGCGAGGAUCUCGCGACGCGUGUACCCGUGUCCAAGCAGAAAAAGGACGGAUUUGCGAGGCGGCUGUGCCACUCUCGUUUGGUUUCUAGGGUUUCUUCCAAGUUAGGCUGGAUGUUUUAGGCCCAUUUGGAGAUUUAGGGUUGCCCGUUUAAUUUGUUGGGCUGUGGUGAUGUACUGGGCUUGGCCCAUCUUUUUAAUAUUAAAAUAUUUUAGAGGGAAAAAAAAAGAAAGAAAGUAAGCUUUCAUUUCUUAUUUACAAAUAUCAUUCACGUGGUUUGGUAACUUUCGUUAUAUCCCGAGCCAAACAUUUGUAUCUCGGGCUGUAUGGAAUUUGUCUUCCAUCUUAUUUAGAACUCAUUAAUAAUAGUGAGGUUUGAUAUACACAUUAAUCAUUAAUCACCUCGAAAUGGCUAAGGAGAUGAAGAAAAAGAAAAAAAGAUCGGUCGUGAAGGUGAAAUGUAUACCGAGAAGGAAGAACUCAUCGAGGUCAAUGUCAUCAUCGAAGCAAAUCAAGAAAUUAAAUAAGGAAACAACUUCGAAACGUGACGAAUGAUUACUACUAGUUUUCGGUAUUGAAUGCUAGAGGUAGUAGUAGAUGCAGUGAAUGCUAAUGGAUCCUAAUGAGGUAAUGACUAUAUGUUGUUGCUUAAUUAUCGGAGAAAUGUUAUACCGCUUUAUUAUCAUCACUAGUGUGUAAAAGACGAGUGAAUGUGGCAAAAUCCGUAAAUCGUGUUACAAUAUCUUUAAUUAAAUUCAGUCUUUUAGGAUCCACUCUGAUAGUCCUGGGCAUAUUAUCCGAAAAAAACCGAACCGGAACCGAACCGAAAAAACCGGGACCGAAACCGGACCGAAAAUUACAAAAACCCGAACGGUUCCUAUAUUUCUAAAUCCGAAAAACCGAAACCGAACCGGGACCGAACCGAGAACCGAACGGGUACCCGAAUAUUUUGAAUAUAUUGAAUUUUUUAUUAUUUUAAAUUUUAAUAUAUAUAAAAUAUAAUUUAUAAAUAAAAAAUAUCUUAAAAAAAUCCGAACUACCCGAAUAACCCGAAUAUAUUUUCGGUUUUUUCCGGGUUUAGCUCCGGUUUUCGAAGUUUUCGGUUCGGGUCGGUUCGGUUUAAAAAAAUCUAAAAUCCGAACCAAACCCGAAUUAAAAAAUAUUAUCUUGUCGGGUCGGGUCGGUCGGGUCGAUUAAACUUUGUAACAAAAAUAAUAAAAUAAUUUAAUAGUUCAAAUCUAAAAUCAAAAGAGAAAGCACAAUUAAACUUUAUUCCGUAUUUUUUUUGACAACUAUUCCAGAUCUUAUCACACUAUAUCUUCAACACCUUCGAAAAAAAUUAUAUACACAUUAGGUAAAAGUUAUAUUUUAAAAUAAAAAAAAAAUUCACAAAUAUAAAUGUUUCAAUUAUUAAAAUCUUCGAAAUAAGUGAUUAUGAAUAGAAUUUAAA
Molecule: messenger RNA, 2378 nt
Organism: Brassica rapa (field mustard)
Lineage: Eukaryota; Viridiplantae; Streptophyta; Magnoliopsida; Brassicales; Brassicaceae
Product: inositol-3-phosphate synthase
Biological process (GO): inositol biosynthetic process; phospholipid biosynthetic process
Molecular function (GO): inositol-3-phosphate synthase activity
Source: RefSeq, a predicted model, not a curated record